Messenger RNA from Ascochyta rabiei, 1512 nucleotides. RefSeq names its product Betaine-aldehyde dehydrogenase. The record is from RefSeq and is a predicted model, not a curated record. The coding region runs from base 1 to 1512 and encodes 503 amino acids. Lineage: Eukaryota; Fungi; Ascomycota; Dothideomycetes; Pleosporales; Didymellaceae. Gene Ontology annotation, molecular function: aldehyde dehydrogenase (NAD+) activity. The transcript has a single exon.
AUGUCGCUCCCAUACGCGCCACGCUUCGCCUACUACGAUGGCAAGCUUCAGCCUGGCAGCUCGAACUCGUCCUUCAAGACUAUCGAUCCCGCCACCGCAGCACCUCUGGCUGAAAUCCACACCACCACAAACGCUGCCAUUGACGCUGCCAUUACCUCGGCCCAGAAGGCCUUCCCAGCGUGGUCCGCAACACCUCCAAUUGAGCGCGCCCGUGUUCUCCAGCGAGCGGCAGCCAUCCUUCGCGCGCGGAACGAUGAGCUGGCAAGGAUCGAGACGAGCGACACCGGAAAGCCUUUCUCCGAGACAUCGACAGUUGACGUAGUGACGGGCGCUGACGUGCUGGAGUACUUCGCGAACAUGGUCGGCAGUGGAGGCAUGAACGGCGAGACGGCACAGCUGCGACCGGACGCAUGGGUAUAUACGACCAAGAACUCGCUCGGCGUGUGUGCUGGCAUUGGCGCGUGGAACUACCCCAUCCAGAUUGCGCUCUGGAAGUCGGCGCCGUGUCUGGCAGCAGGAAACUGCAUGGUCUACAAGCCAUCCGAGUUCACGCCACUGCACGCGCAAGUGCUGGCCUCCGUCUACGCUGAAGCUGGCGUCCCCCCUGGUGUCUUCAACGUUGUCCAAGGCGGUGGCGAGGUGGGUGCUUACCUGACCAAGCACCCAAGCAUUGCGAAGGUCAGCUUCACUGGCCAAGUUUCUACAGGCCGCAAGGUCGCGGGCAGCGCUGCAGGCGAGAUGAAGUACGUGACCAUGGAGCUUGGCGGCAAGUCCGCCUGCGUCAUCCUCCCAGACGCCGAUCUCGAACAAGCCGUCGACGGCGCCAUGAUGGCCAACUUCUUCUCCACAGGCCAGGUCUGCACAAACGGUACCCGUGUCUUCAUUCCUGAAGCCAUCAAAGCCGACUUCGAGAAGCUGCUCUUGGAGAAAAUCCAACACAUCCGUCCCGGCGAUCUACACGACCCAAACACCAACUUCGGCCCCUUGGUGUCGAGACCGCACUACGAGAAGGUCAAGCAGUACAUCAAGCACGGAAUCGAGAGCGACAAAGCGACACUACUGUGCGGCGGCGCGGAGACGCCCUCGUGGGUUGCCCAACACUCCAACAAGGCCUACCAGAACGGGUACUGGGUGCAACCCACCGUCUUCACCGACUGCAAGGACAGCAUGAAGAUUGUGCAAGAAGAAAUUUUUGGCCCCGUCAUGUCCAUCCUAACAUACAAGACCGUGGACGAGGUUGUUGCGCGCGCCAACAACACCGACGUCGGACUCGCUGCAGGCGUCUUCACAAAGGACCUGAACCUCGCCCACCAGGUCAUCGCUAAGCUGGAGGCAGGCAUCACCUGGGUCAACACCUGGGGCGAGAGCCCGGCAGAGAUGAGCGUCGGCGGGUGGAAGAUGAGCGGCGUGGGCGUUGAGAACGGAAAGAAGGGGCUCGAGGCGUGGGUGAGGAAUAAGAGCACGCUCGUCGAGAUGGGAGGUCUGGUCCCGACCGUCUUUGCAAAGUUGUAG